Messenger RNA from Echinococcus granulosus, 507 nucleotides. RefSeq lists its product as hypothetical. The record is from RefSeq and is a predicted model, not a curated record. Gene Ontology annotation, biological process: synapse organization. The transcript has 2 exons. The coding region runs from base 1 to 507 and encodes 168 amino acids. NCBI's taxonomy places the organism in Eukaryota, Metazoa, Platyhelminthes, Cestoda, Cyclophyllidea, Taeniidae. Gene Ontology annotation, cellular component: neuron projection membrane.
AUGAAAAUUCAGCUGAAGAAGGUGCUGGUGCGCAUUCUCCUCAUGCUUUUACAAGUACUUCACAGGAGCCUUUGCUUUAACUUCUUCCACAUUGAUCGAAAUGCCACCACCAAUUUAUUGGCAGACACGAAUCAGUACGACUGCAAACCCGAUCAGACCGUGUUCAAUCCUACACCUUGCUUUGCUGGGGAUGUCAAGGUGAACCUUGUGGUUGAUGAGGGCGAGACUGCGGAACUUAGGUGUUUCGUGUACAAUGUCGACUCCUCAAAAACCCUGGUUUCUUGGUGGAAGGAGCGGGAGUUACAGGAAAUUUCACUCGGUCUGACAACCCAAAGCAAGCGCUUUUAUCUGCCUCGUCGAUUUUAUGAGGAUUGGACGCUUAUUAUUAAGAAAGUUCAACCCAAAGAUGCUGGCAGGUAUUCUUGCCAAAUUAACUCCGAAUCCGUUCUCGAGAAAAUGUUCAACCUCAAAGUCAUUGGUAAAUUCAAAGAGCUCAAUGCUCCUUGA